This is a messenger RNA of Wasmannia auropunctata (little fire ant), 809 nucleotides long. RefSeq lists its product as uncharacterized. The record is from RefSeq and is a predicted model, not a curated record. Bases 1 to 807 code for a protein of 268 amino acids. NCBI's taxonomy places the organism in Eukaryota, Metazoa, Arthropoda, Insecta, Hymenoptera, Formicidae. The transcript has 4 exons.
AUGCUACCGACUUCUAUACGCGGUAUUAUAUGCGGUCCGUCAAACUGCGGCAAGACAAACGUAUUGAUAAGCUUGCUGGAAAGUCCGCACGGCGUACGCUUUGAGAAUGUGUACAUAUACUCGAAAUCAUUGCAACAACCGAAAUAUCAAUACUUGGAGAGUAUACUGUCACCGAUAGAAGAAAUUGGUUAUUUUACAUUUUCCAAUAACAGCGACGUCGUUCCACCGAACGAGGCGCUUCCAAAUUCCAUUUUUGUCUUUGAUGACGUGGCAUGCGACAAGCAAGACGUCAUAAGAGAAUACUUUGCAAUGGGCCGCCACGCGCACGUUGACUGCUUCUAUCUCUGUCAGACAAUCCCCAUAGUAUACCUACUCACGAGAUUAAUAGGUAAACUUAGAAGAGCAGAGCUUCGUAAUACUAAUUUACAAGAAGAAGAGCAAGAGGUGGAUGACUCUCAUAAUGGAGCAGGUAUUUCAGAAACACAAUUAGACAGCUUUCAGUGGUUACGAAGGUGUCUGGAACCACAGAGUGAGGCUACUGUAAAAUGGAAAGAGACUGCCUCUGUAAGACUAUUAAAACUCAGAAGCACGGAAUAUAGACGAAAAAAGAGAAAGCAGUUUAUAUGUGGAAUUACUGAGUACUUCAAUGAAUUUCGUGUUUUGCGACAGCCUUGGGGUUAUAUUUUGUUAGAACAAGAUUUCAACCAUCUCUAUCCGAAUAAUUUGAUGCAACUUCUGUCUAAUUGGGAGAAAGUUGUUCCAAAAAUAAAAAAACUUAAAAACUACUAUAAAAUUCACAACUGUUGAAG